UGCACACACACAACAGGAUUUUGCAGGAAUCGUGGGGCAUGACAUCGUGUCUUGGUUUCCAUGUCCUGCUCUGCCAUCCCAUGUCGUAGAAUCCUGAAACAAUUCUGUGCAUCUCUCUCUCUGAUACGUUCGUAGAGUGGCGCUCUCUCUUUCUCUCUCUUGUCUGUCCCAGCUUCAAUCACUUCCUGUUGUGGUAUAUUCGUGGAAACUUCAUCUGUGCUUGAAUCUCGGCUCUGAUUCUGCAAUUCUGAGUUUCCUCUUGGGUGGUUCAUGAAUUUUGUGAUUGCAUAAGUUGUCGUGUUGGAUUUGGGUGCAGUGAAUUGAGGGCGAUCGUGCGGGGUUGAGGCACAGUGGGGACGAAGGGGACUGGGUUUGCUGAAGAGGUUUAGACGAAAGGGGGAGGGAUCAGAGGUUAAACCUUGGCGGGGGAAAGAGAUGACGGGUGGCGUGAAGAGUUUGAACUCAAAGAGCGAAUUGGACGCUGCAGUAAAGAGUGGCGUGUCGGUGCUACACUUUUGGGCUUCAUGGUGUGAGCCCUCCAAAGCUAUGGAGCCUGUGCUUGCUCAGCUCGCUGUCGACUGUCCUCAAGCUCACUUCUUUCGAGUGGAGGCUGAGGAGCAGGCGGACAUCUCAGAUGCUUACGAUGUCGGUGCGGUUCCCUAUUUCCUGUUUAUGAAGGACGGCACGGUGGUUGACAAGCUACAAGGUGCAGAUGCCCCUGAACUGGCCAAUAAAGUAGCCAAGUGGGCAGGCGAUAAUACAUCUGUAUCAGAAGCUGUUCCAGCAAGCUUAGGACUAGCGGCUGGGUCGAACGUGAUCGAAGCAGUCAAGAAAGACCUGGCUCCACAUGUUUCCUCUGAGACAUCUGGUAACAGUGCUGCAGCUGGGAGCCUUACCGAGUUUGAGAAAGGAUCGCUUUUGAAAUUGAUCAAUUCCAACCCCAUCAUGCUAUUCAUGAAGGGUACGCCAGAGGCACCGCGCUGUGGAUUCAGCCGAAAGGUGGUGAACGCUUUGGUUGCGGAAGGUUUACAGUUUGGCAGCUUUGACAUCUUAACGGAUGAUAUUGUGAGGCAAGGCUUGAAAACUUACUCCAAUUGGCCAACAUAUCCUCAGCUUUAUGUGAAGGGAGAGCUCCUCGGUGGAUGUGAUAUUAUUCUCGAAAUGAAGGAAAAUGGAGAGCUUAAAGAGGUACUGGAGGAGAAGGGUGUCUUGCCAGCCCACUCGGAGCAUCGUUCUUCUGAAGCGGCAGGAGAAGUGGUUACUGAACCUGCUGUUCAUGAAGAGAAGACUACUUCGGAAGCAGUUGUCAGUACUUUGCCUGAUCAACCGACUGAAGAAAGUGCAGGUGGGAGUAAUAUACAGUCCAGACUAGAGCAACUUACAAAGGAACAUCCAAUCAUGUUGUUUAUGAAGGGAAACCCAAGUGAGCCUCGCUGUAAGUUCAGCCGAAAGGUUGUGCAGGCACUUAACGAAGCAGGCUUAGAAUUUGGUAGUUUCGAUAUAUUGAGUGAUGAGACUGUCAGGCAAGGCCUCAAGGAGUACUCUAACUGGCCCACGUAUCCUCAGCUGUAUGUGAAGGGCGAGUUUAUUGGUGGAUGUGAUAUUGUUCUGGAAAUGCAAAAAAAUGGGGAGCUAAAUGAGGUCCUUCAGAAUGCUUGAGGGACCUCUGACUGACUGACUGACUGGUGCCUUUCAAUCUUUCUGAUAAUCGAAGCCCUGCCUCGAAUAACAGUCGAUCGUUGUUUUGGUUACACUUUUCAGUUCCAGUUUUUUCAACUACAAUAAUAAAUGUGAAGCAUUGAGUCACUUUUGCCUGUCUUUA
Molecule: messenger RNA, 1822 nt
Organism: Physcomitrium patens
Lineage: Eukaryota; Viridiplantae; Streptophyta; Bryopsida; Funariales; Funariaceae
Source: RefSeq, a predicted model, not a curated record